CCUCCCACAGUAACGCCGUGAGCGCUGCAGGCGGUUCCGUCCAGAAAGACCAGAACAGUCGUGUCUUUCCUGUCAUUUUCAGAUGCCCGGGGCUUCGUCUCCGUCUGGCGUGUCGUAAAAGGCUGAGGACCAGCCGGGCUCGGACAGAACAAGAUGGCUUUCGCCAAAUCCCUGCGGCUGUUGUUCAUUUUCCCCUUUGUCUCAGCGGCGAAGGUGGCACCUCCGACCAACGUGACCCUAACCUGCCGUAACCUGCAGAACAUUUUGUUCUGGGAUUAUGAGGGCGACGUUCCUGGGCUUAGAUUCCACGUUUUGAUCAACUCUGAUUCAGAAAACCCAGGUUGUCCUAAAGAAAUGUGGUUUAACGAAUCUUCUCGACAAGCGGAUCUUUCGUUUCUGUCAAGUCCGGACAACCUCUACUUUAUCAGGGUAAAGGCUGUGCUGGGGGCUGAUGAGUCCACAUUCUCUCCAGAGGAUGGAAUCGAAUUUUCCUAUUUCUCCAGUGCUCUGAGUGGUGAGAAAUGUCUUUUGGAUAUCCCGCCCGUUGACAUCACUACCCUGAGGCAUCACCACAUACAGGUACAGUUCAAGCAUCCCUGGUUGGUGUACAAGGACGGGCUCUCUGGAUGCAAGAAACGGAAGAAGAAAAGUCACCAGGAAGAGGACGAACCACCAGAAUUUAAGUACACCGUUGAGGUGGUUGGCCAGGAUAAGUCCCACACCGUUUUCUGUGAGGAAGCUGUGUGUGAGACCAGACUGCAAGUGGACACGAAGCAGGACAAACACUGUGUGAAAAUCAACGGAGAGCUCAAAAUGAUGUCUGUGGUGUCCCCAAAGGAAUUCUGCAUCCAGAAAGCCCCACCGCCUCUGAAUCACACCGGCCUCGUUGUCGGCAUCGUCGUCACCGUCAUCGCAGCGGUGGCUUCAGUUGCCGCCAUGGUUUUCUGGAAAAAGACGACACCCGCCAAGGACAGGCCUUUACUACCUUUUUCGAUAAUCCCAAAAACAAAGCAACACUUCCAACCCAUUCCUGAUGAUCCCAGUCCUGUGACAGUGAGCCCUUUGCCGAAGAGUCCCAAACACCCGCCUGAGGAACCCGUCAUCAGUCAAAAGAGUGAAGAAGCCGAUGACCUACGCAUCAAGUUGUCACCUAACAGCCAGGCUCCUUCUGAAGAGCUGGAGGAAGAGAACACGUCUGAAGACCCGUACAUGAGCGGGCAAAAACUGGACAGUGACCCUGAAGAGCCAGAAGGGAUGAGCCCCUCUCCUUACGAGCGCCGCGAGGUGGUGCUGGCUCCCGGGGACCAAGCCGAGGGAUACCGUGGCUGAUUAAUCGGUUCGAUCUAAAAGAAAAGAUUAACAAUACAAUUAGGGGGGGGCAAAAACUCUGUUACAUUCAUUCCUUUUCCUCCUCUUUACUGAUUGUGAAAAAAGGUGAAAAUACAGAGAGGCCUACAGACUGGAAAACCUAACUUUGCGCUUUUAUACAGAGCCAUAAUCACAGCUCAUCCACUAUUAGUUGAUAAUCAUUGUCACAGUGACACCUGCUGGCUGGACACUAGCAUUACCACAUCUAAUUAGCUACAGAGCGCACCAGAAAAAAAUAUUUCUUUCAAUUGCACUUUUUGUAUAUGUAUUUUUUACUACUAGUGUUAGAGUAGCAAGUUACAGCAAGAUAGAUUUCAAAUCACCUUUUAGCUUUAGUUGUGUUGACUGCAGGUGAUCUGAAUCAGGUUUUCAGCACUUUCCAUCACCAGAAACCUGUGAACUGAGAUGUAGAUUUUUUUAAGGGGUGUAUUUUGUUUCAUAUAUGUAUAAUAAUUGGUGAGAGUAAUAAUAAGUAGUACUGUCUUUGUGCCUUUAUAAUCAAUGCCUCACUGAGGUGAAAGUAAAGAUUCUUAUUUUUUUUUAUCAUUGUUUUCUCCAUAGAGUUUUUGCGGCGCUAGUGGUUCGUAUUUUUGACAGCCGGCAGACAGGAAAGAGGGCAAGGAGAGGGGGGAAGACACGCGGCAAGGGUUGCUGGGACUGGGAGUCGAACCCGCGACGUCCUCACCGAGGACCGAGGCCUCCAAACGUGGGGCGCUCUAACCCCCUGCGCCACCACAGCACGCCCCAAAGUAAAGAUGAUUUAAAUUUUGGAGAAUCGUGACAGUCGAUGUCUUUAAGGGACGCAGUCAGUCCAUCUUUGUCAAAGUGGAAAGUUUAAAACUUUGAGUGCCUGUUUUCUAGGCUAUCCUACUGACUCAGCUCUUUAUUCCCUCAUUAGCUCCUAAACAGAGGCUAUUUCUUGGCGUGAUGUUUUUACCAACCUAUCAGCAAUCUCUCUAGCUUGUGCUAGAGAUCAAGGAAGGAGAAGCAAUCAUAGCAAUCUGGAAAUAUUGGUAUAAUAUAAAAACAAAGAUCAUCUUUAGGUAAAAAUGAUAGGCAGGAAAUGAUGGAUCGGAUUCUGGGAUUGGGAUGUUCGUCUGUCGGUCUAGUUGCGCGAACUAAGGCUGCAUGAUGCCGGUGAAAUGCGCGAUUGUGACUUUGUUGCAGAAUAUUCUUCCAUUUUUAUUUUCUGCUUUUUGGUUUCCAAGUUUCCCCACUUCUGCCAGUGAGCUUCAGUGCCUCAGACACUAAAGAUAUGGAUCAGCUGAGAGCUUCAGGAACCGGAAAUGGAUUAAAUCAGAACUAUUGCUUCCAGCCUGUCCUUAGAUUAUUCAGCUGUAAACCGAUAUGCUGACAAAUAUGGUUGUGCCAACGUUGGCGUUAAUCUCCCAGCAUGCAGCUGAACAGGCAUGUAGUUCUUAAAGAUGCAUUUUACUCACAGGAUUUUAGUGAUAAGUUAGCUGUUUUUUUUUUUGUAAACGUGCGUUAAAGAAUCUCUAGAACUCUAAAUUUUCAACUCUUAAAAAAACCCAAAAACUGUAAUAAUUCUGUGUUUUUAUGAUACUAACAAAGUACCAAAGUUGGAGCACCUUGUUCUUUCAUAUCUAAAAUUUAAACGACCUUCAUCCUUCUGUGUUGAAGGGCGAACGUCAGAAACGUCUGACGCAGGCGCAUGCAGCCGCAAGAUUUAAAUAUCUAGUGAUGGUGCUGGACCUGCCCUUCCUUUCCUCAGACCUCGUUUUUAUUUUCACUCCUCCGAUGUUUCAGCUUCAGCACGCUAACGAUAGCUGAGUUUUGUUUUCAAGGCUCAUUUGUUUUCAUGCUGCUGAAGAGUUGUAUUAUGACUUCCUAAGAUUAUAUUUUGCUUUGGUUGUUAUUUUUGAUUCCGUCACUUAAAGAGAAUGUGCUGCUUUUUAAAUAUAUAAAUAUUUCUCAACCUCUGACUCUAUAAGACGUACCUGCUUGGGUUUUCUUUCUCCUGGCAGAAAUGAUCAAACAUCUCGUCCACUGUGAAUAUGUAGUCAGUCGUUUUCAUUUCAAAAGAUUUCCAGUUUUCUUCACCUUCUGAAGUGGAUUUGAAGUGCGUCUCACUGAGCUGCAAGAGGCUGCUGUGAAACUGCCACAACUCGACAUACAUUACCGUAAAUACUUAAAACGUGAGCAGGUAGAAACAGAAUCCAUUAAUCGGUUGAUGACGUCUGUGACUUUAAUGUUUGCGAGGCAUCGUCGUUGCAGUUGAACCUUUCUGUAUUGCGUUUCUGUGCCUUCUGUGUUUUAGGCGAUGACAGGAAAACACUCAAAUACCAGAGUGUAUGAAAGCUCUGAAAAUCCAGAAAAGACUUGAACUACAGGACUCACCUGAACCUCAACAGAUCCAGAUUCGAUGGGCAACACGUAAAGGUUUCUUUGGCUACUUUGUGUCUUCUGAAGCCCAAAUGAGAAACUUUUAUUACAGAAUCACAGAAAGCUUUCUCUAAAUGACUGUUAAACCAGCCAGAGUGCUGCUUCGGAGUUGCAUGCUAGCCGAGCGGCAGGGCCUUGGACUGCUCCCCUCCACAUUGUGGUUGCAUGAAACGCUUCACAACAUGAUCAGAAACAAGUCUGGACUUCUGCGUGUCGCUCACAACUUCCAACCUGCCGUUUGUUAAUCACCGUCUCUGGUUUCACUCACAUUUCAAAGGUUCACGUAUACAAAAACACAUGUUGUUUUUUUUCUGUAAACGGUUAAGUUUUGCAGAAUCUCAUGGAUUCAAUUGUCUUUUGUCUCAUGUCUGAGUUUUUCACUUUCAUGAAGGGAAGUUGGCAUUUCGGUAAAGUGAGCCUCCAGAUUACGGCGCUGGGACACAGAACACGUCAGGUCCUGUGUUACAGGAAGAACCGCGGCUCCCAUUACAGGUCGUGACAUUUGAAUGCUCUUUGCACUUCGUUCCUCUUACGCUGCGUGACGGGGAAGACGUUUUGUCUGCUUUUGGAUUUGUUUCCUUCCCUUUUUUUUGUUUUUUUUUUUCAUUGUCUGACCGUUGACGUGACCAUAUUAGUGCUUCCUGUGCCAGAACCCAUUACGUGCAUUAUCUUUUUAAUUUGCAGGCAUCUGGUGAGAGUUUCUUGUAAUCUGCGUUGUCAUUGAACCACCAUUACAGAUUUUCACAAAUAAACCGUCUACAAAUCUUUUA
Molecule: messenger RNA, 4541 nt
Organism: Poeciliopsis prolifica (blackstripe livebearer)
Lineage: Eukaryota; Metazoa; Chordata; Actinopteri; Cyprinodontiformes; Poeciliidae
Gene: ifngr1l
Product: interferon gamma receptor 1-like
Exons: 7
Coding region: 154-1329 (391 amino acids)
Molecular function (GO): protein binding
Source: RefSeq, a predicted model, not a curated record